AUGAAUAGCCUCUAUUUACUGAUCCUGUUCUCACUUGCAGUCAUUGGAAAUAGUGAUGUUCAAGGAGAAUCCUCUGCUGAUUCAACAGCUAGCGGAGAGACUGAUCCUUCUGACGAAGGAGAUUCCACUACGACUUCAUCCGCCUCUAUGACUUUCAUGUCCAAAUCACUUGUCAUUCCACUGGCUGUCUUUUUAAAAUUGUACUAA
Molecule: messenger RNA, 207 nt
Organism: Rodentolepis nana
Lineage: Eukaryota; Metazoa; Platyhelminthes; Cestoda; Cyclophyllidea; Hymenolepididae
Source: the annotation of a GenBank genome assembly